Beta vulgaris subsp. vulgaris (sugar beet) is the source of this 1993-nucleotide messenger RNA. Its product is annotated as polyadenylate-binding protein 2. The coding region runs from base 211 to 1812 and encodes 533 amino acids. Gene Ontology annotation, molecular function: mRNA 3'-UTR binding; poly(U) RNA binding; poly(A) binding. The transcript is spliced from 7 exons. Gene Ontology annotation, cellular component: nucleus; cytosol; ribonucleoprotein complex. Lineage: Eukaryota; Viridiplantae; Streptophyta; Magnoliopsida; Caryophyllales; Amaranthaceae. The record is from RefSeq and is a predicted model, not a curated record.
UUCACCCUUUUCAUCAAAAAAUUCAAACCUGUUAACCGACUUAACUACCAACAUUCUGCUUUUAACAAACCCAUUUUUCUUCCAUCUCUGUUUCUUUGCUAUAUAAACUCAUCAUCAAAACUUCACUCCCUCAAAAAAAUAAACCUUUUCCACUCAAAUUUUUUCUCUUCAUUUUCUGUGAUUACUGAGAAAAGCUUGAAAAACAGAGCAAUGGCGGAAACUGAAAUGAAGACUGAUAAUCUCCUCCAAGAACAAAGAAGAUCUCUGUAUGUUGGUGAUUUACACCCAGAAGUUAAUGCAAUUGAUCUCUACAAUGUCUUUUCUAAAGUCACCGACAUCGCCGGUGUUCGUGUUUGCUACGAUUGUCUUGGUCAUUCUCUUUGCUAUGGCUAUGUCAACUACUUCUUUCCUCUUGAUGCUGCAAAAGCUAUGUCUGUGUUAAACCACACCAACAUGAAAGGGAAACCUAUGAGGAUAAUGUGGUGUGAAAGGAACCCAUUUCCAAGGAAGACAGGGAAGGCCAAUCUCUUUGUCAAGAACUUGGACUCUUCGGUUGACAGCGCUCGUUUGGAUUCCAUUUUCAGCAAGUUUGGCACUGUUGUCUCUUGCAAGGUUGAAGUUGAUGAGAAGGGAAAUAACAAAGGUUACGGAUACGUUCAAUUUGAACAAGAAGAGUCUGCUGUGGAAGCCCUCAAUUCUUUGCAUGAUACUUUGCUUGAAGGAAAGAAGCUAUUCGUGAGUCAUUUCAUGAGGAGCAGCCAGAGGAACCAGAAUUUCACCAAUCUGUAUGUAAAAAACCUGAAAAGAGAUGUAACUGACGAUGACCUUAAGAAGAAGUUCUCCGAUUUUGGGAAGGUGAAAAAUGCUGCUGUUAUGAGAGAUGACCAUGGUAUCUCAAAGGGAUAUGGCUUUGUUGAUUUUGAGUCUCCUGACAAUGCAAAAAAGGCCAUGGAAGCCCUAAAUGGCACAUCUGAUCAUCUAGGCUGUGGGAGUUUGUUUGUUGGGAGGGCUCAGAAGAAGGCAGAGAGAGAGAAAAUGAUGAAGGAACGAAUUGCAAAAUCUACAUCUUCGACUGUGUAUGUGACUGUCCUUGAUCCAUACGUUACAGCCCAUAUGUUACGAUCACAAUUCAGUGUCUGCGGAAAGGUGGUUCAAGCUAAAGUAAUGCGUUACUCAAAUGGAGUCAGUGGCAUGGUGACUUUCUCCAGUCCUUCAGAGGCAAAGAUUGCUGCUGCUAAAUUUGGUGGACGGAUCUUGCCUUUUAAAUCUCUCUUUGACGCUAAAGCUCAGUCCAAGGAAGGGGAGACAGUGCCCCCUACCUGUGUAACACAAUAUUUUUCUGCUGGGUUUCGUGAUGCUGCUGCUGCUGCUGCUGGAAAUAUUGCACCUUCGAGUUUAGUCAAGAGUCUUAACAGCAACUUUCUCAGACAGAACUUCAGGCCAUAUUGUGCAUAUUCUCAAGGGGGGCAAAAUUUCAUAAAAAAUGAGGGACUGAACUUAAACAUUGCUGCUCAGGAUGAGAAGCGCAAGCUUUUUCCAAAGAAGACCAUACAGUCAAACUGUAGCUCUUCAACAGCAAUCAACAUUACAAGCUGCACGAAUCUACGUAUGGUUGUUCCAGAGGCUGAGAAUUACUAUGGAGAAAAGGUGAGGGGAAUGAAGCUGAAAAGGAACCAAUUCAAGCAAUGUGGCAACUCAAGUCAUUUACUGCAGCAAAUUAAGGAUACAAUUCUGGCGGACAUUUUUUCAAAGACUCAGAAAACUCUUGUUGCUUCUUCAACCUUCAACCUACCCAAGCUGGAAGCUGCUUGAUCUUAUACUUCUGUGAAUUUCCCUUCUACCAAUUUUUUUUUGUGCUGUUAAUUCAGUUCCCGUUUCUCUAGUCUCUUAGUAGUGUAUAGCUUAGUAUUCGAGACUACUUAUGUCUUACUGUCUGCACCCAAACUACCAACUUUGCUGUUAAUUCAGGAAAGCACAAAGCUGUUUCUGUUAA